AUGAGCGCGCGCCACCACUGCCGCGCCGGCCGGGUCCCGGGGAGGGACUCUGGUCGCCCUGUGCCAGUCCAGGUCCCAGUCCCUGCCCCCGUCAAUGCCCCAGCCACUCUCCGUGCCCCAGUCCCUGCUCCUGUCCCAGUCCAUGUCACUCUCCCUGUCCCUGCCCUUGCCUUUCUCCCCGUACCCGUCUCUCCCAGCCCCCGUCCCUGUCCGAGUCCCAGUCCGUGCUCCUGUCCAGCCCCUGCCCCUGUCCUGUCCCGCGGGGUGCGCCCAGGCGCGGGCACGGCUCUUGCAGAGCCCCGGGCUGUGUGUGCCUGCCAGGUGAGCUGGGCCGAUCCUGCUGCUCGGGAUGGCCUCUCCCGGCAGGCUGGCAUCCCAGGCGUCUGGCUGCCUCGGGUUGGAGGCUACAGCGUGGUUUUAGUCAGACGAGGCACAGACAAGACUGUCAAACCCUGCUUGGAAAUCUUGCGCCCUUCUUCCUUUCCACAUGCCAUUUUUAACUCGGUGCUACCAGAUUCCCCUGGACACCAGGUGCUGGAACAAAACACGUUGGCUCUGCAGCCUUUCUGGCAAAAAAUGGAACAAUCUAUUUCUUUGCCAGCUGACAAGCCUGGGAAGCCAAGAAACCAACUGAGCAGUCGGCCUGACGCCAGGGAGCUAGAUAGCCAGUCAGCUGAGCUACAGUGAGAAGCCAGCUUGGCCAGCAACCACAGCCAGAUCAGAGCUAAAACUUCUGUAGAAAGUUUUGAGGGAACCAGGACAAUUCAGAAUGUUCAGUGCCAGUCUGCUCAAUUAGAAGAUGGUUAAACAAACCCUCUUAAUAACUGACUACUGUUGGGAAAGGAUGUAACUGUACUGCACUUUGUGUUCCUUAUGGAUUUCUUCAGCUUUUGCCUUGUGAGUUAUGCACACAUUUAUUGCUACUAUUAAAUCAAUGAAUUUUCCUUAAGGAUUAAUGAUGACACCCAAGCCUAUGAGGGAGUUUUCAGUGCUAGUUUUGUAAUGAUCACUCAAAUAACACUGCAUGCCAGCAGUACCUCAUAGUAUCUGCUUGUGUAUGUCUGCCUACUAACCAGAAGGUACAGUUACUGCAGGCUACACUGAGAGACUGAAAUAAACACUUCUGUCUGCUAUCAAAUAACACACUAUCUCAUUGUCUUCAGUCCAUGUUUGUGAAUGAAUUUAGGUUAAGAUGAACUUGCCAAAAAUGCAGUAGUUCCCUUCUGAACUAGGGAAAACAUACUGAUCUCUACUGGGUAGUUGGUAAUGUUAAGGUCAACACCGAUACGGAGAGCUCCCUUUUUUGUCAGAACUAACCAUGCUCAAGUGCUGUUUGCUGAAUGUAACCUUAAACAUUAUUGCAGAAUUCUUGCAAUGCUCCAGUUACUUUUUCCUUUUGGUGUAUUUUUGGAAAGAUAUCAGACAAGUUUGUAAAAAAAAUUACAUCUUUGUCUUCCCACAGCUUACAGUUAUGGUAUCAUCAUAAAAGGUAUCAGCCGCUUUUUUCAAAUGUUUAGAUAAUUUCUAUUGUAGGAUAAAUCUUAUAAUUUCUUAAAUCUGCAGAUGCCGUACACCCUAUACGGCUCUCUCGUUUGUUUCCGACUAGUUGCUGCAUGUGAUUCCUUCUUAAAGCCCAGAGAUGUCAUACACCAUCCUCACUACAACUGUGGUAACUCCAGGGAACAAUGAAUUUCCUUGUAAAUGUUUAGUGGUAAUUAAAUUUUCUACAACUUCAUUUAUUUAAGUAGUCUCUAAUAUUCCUGCUGUGAAAUCAGAGGAAAAACAGAUGCUUUACUGAGAUGCAUUUCAGAUCUUGUUCCUUCCUCAUAUAAAUAAAUCUGACUUAUUUUCUCUCUCAAAUUCAACUACUGCGGAGAUGCUACAGCAUCUGGAUUCCAAGUGGAUUUAUGUCAGUUGUUUGCUUUUCAUUGACCUUUAUAUUCUCUAAGCAUGGCACAGUUUAUUGCUGUUUUUACAGAGUUUAUUCUUGAACUGGAAAUCAUUUGCACAGUAAGUAUUUUCCCACAAUGACAAUAAUUUAUUGUAAUGUUUAUGGUGGCUUUUCUUCUUCAUUUCUGCUGGACUUGCUACACAGUUUUCUGUGCGCUGCUGCAACAUAUCUUGAAAUGUGCUCUUCAUCCCAAAUGUAGUAACUUGAGCAUAUGUUUAAGGUUUAAGUCAGUCUCAAUAUGAUCAUUUGGCUUGCCUGGUUUUAUAUUCCACACACAAAUAACUGCUGCCGUGUGUCAUUUAAGUCUUUCUGAUUCAUGAUUUCCUCAGUAUUGCCACAUACUCAGAGAUUAUUUCAGUUCCCCUCUGAUUCAGUCUAUAACAUAAAUGCUCCUUAAACAUGAGAACAUGUUAAUUACAGUGUUAUUUUCUUUUUCCAUCAAAAUAUUGACUGGAAACUACCAAAUCCUUAUACAUCUUGGUGAUAACUUUUCAACAAAAUUUGAGUAUUAAUAGCUUCUCCCAAACUUCCUUUUCAGUUUUCUCUCUCAAAAAAAAAAAAAACAAAACACCAACCAAAAAACUAUGAGUGACAA
Pseudopipra pipra is the source of this 2546-nucleotide messenger RNA. Its product is annotated as protein tonB2-like. The record is from RefSeq and is a predicted model, not a curated record. The coding region runs from base 1 to 687 and encodes 228 amino acids. The transcript is spliced from 2 exons. Lineage: Eukaryota; Metazoa; Chordata; Aves; Passeriformes; Pipridae.